CAGCAGCGGCAGCAGCUCAGGGGCAGGAGUUCACUGGUGUGUGUCUGUGAACUCUGGGAGUUCCUCAAACUCCGCUGAAAGCUGACGGAGUUCGGAGUCGUUCAAACAGAAYCCAUGUGAGCUGUACCGGGGAGCCGUCUCUGUCCGCCGGGUUUUUUAUUUAUUUAUUUCCAAGUGACGGACGGGCAGCGGGUCUCCACAGUUUCCCCACGGUGAGGAGGAGGACACGCAGYGGCGGGUGUUUGACAGAGAGCGGACCUUAACAUGAUGUUCAUCAAAACUGAUAGCUGACACUGUAGAAUGAGAGAGGAUGGAACAGACAGACAACCCUGUCUCUGAGAGCAACAACCCUAAUGGGUUUGUCAAUCGAGUGUUCAACGUUUCUCUGGAUGUGGAGAAUGAGGCCGGCAGUAUUCAUCCUCAGGAGACGGAGUCGGGGUCUGCCAAGGUGCAAAAAGAGGUCCAGGCCUUAUCUUGUCAAACCUCCGUCAAGGACAGACAUGAGGUUAACCGGAGGCCCCGUGCCACAGGGGGUAUCUGGAGGAUCUUAAACCGAAAGAAAGCUGUCCCGGAACUGGAAAGGAGACCCCACUCCAUGAUUUUGCCCGGGGAGGCUUCCAUUCCUAAACUCUCAUUUGCAGACAAAGUUCGCUCUUUCAAGAAGCUAAAAUCCCCCUCUGUGUUCAGGGGAAAGACGGGUAAACUUUCCACUGCCAAGUUCACUAGCUCCUUGGUGGACGAGGAGUCUUUCUGCUGUGAGAUUGGCACUCCUCAGCAGACCAACAGGAGCACAAUUCGAAACAAAAGUAAACGGCAUUCGUAUGCUGGAUACACGGUAGAUUUUGACUGCUCGUUUGAAGACCUUGAUCUGUCCACUCCAAUGGAUGGCCAUCAGCCAACUGUAACAGUAGAGGCUGUGAUUCAGAAUGGUUGUAAACCUUCUGAAAGAGUUUCUUACAGUAAAAGGAGCAAUAAUGUUUCAACAAACUGCAACAAAAUCACUGGAGGUUGUGAAGAGCCUAGUGUUAAAAGCAGCUCGAGACCUCACCUCAGUGGAGGAAGGCGACACAAAGAUGUGUGGAGUUACCUGAGAAGGAUUUCUAUCUUGGGGAAGACAAAUCCUGUCUACUCAGAAAGGAGCUUCGACUCAGAACUUCACUCGCUGGACAAAACCAUGGACUCGGAUUAUGGUUCUGUAGACUUUGAAAGCGUCAGGGACUUUCAGCCGCCGCCUCCGAAAGCCUCGGACACCAAGGGACACUUUGGUGGUCUUUUUAAGUUUUUUAACAGUGUAGCAGAAUCUGCCAGAAAAUGGCGAACAACAUCGCGCUCCUUCUCUCCUCCCGAGGGAGAGAAGAUGCCGAUGACCCCCCCAAGCGUCCCGCAGUGCACAGCGGACAACAUUCACAGCAUGUCUUUGACUUUCCACAACGAAGAAUCAUCUACAUCCGUACUUACACCAUCAUCGCCUCUGACCGCUAAGUCCUCGCAUCCCAACAGCUUUGACAGUGAGACUCCAACACCUGUGAAGGGUGAACAAUCCCCCAACAUUGUCCUGAAAGCUUUUAGAGCUUCUUCAGGAUCUCGAACUGUUAACGGUUUUCAGAACUGUGACGUUAUUGUCAAACCCACAAAAGACAAAGAGACAAACCCUAAAUCCACAACCACAGUAGAGAACCACACUUCUGAUUCAAGUCCAGACGUUACCAUUGAAAGGAACCAUCUGAACUGCCUCUGUCAAGAGGAAAAGGUAGAGGGACAAAACGGAAACGAGCAAGAUUCCAAGGAUGCUCCCCUCGACUCCCACCAAGUAAAGGAAGUGAAUGUCCAAUCACAACAGGGAGAUAAAGAGAGCGUGACCAAUAGCCUAACAGCGUCUGAUUCGACAGAAGAAAUAUUUAAGCUGUGCGAGCAGAUUGCCAACCAGACAGGCGGCAGUGCGCGACAGCCAGGUCCAGCCUUGUCCCUGCCUAGCACAGACAGGACCUCUGUACCUCGCAGGCGCUUGCUCGCCCGGCCUCGCCCGGCCUCGGCUGUCCUGGACCUGCGGAGGCCCGUUCCGGAUCGAGAGCUCCACACGCACUACAGCGAGGUCGGCUCGCUGCCGCGGCUGAGGCGCAGGCCGGCGGCCACCAUCGUGCUGCACUCUCCGGGGCAGAGACGGAUGGCGGCGCGCUCCAGGCCGUGCUCCGUCAUAGAGAGCAGCGUUACUAGAGAGACGCAGUCCACGGAGCUGCACCACCCAGCCUUGUCUCGCCCCCCGGGAGUGUCACCACUUGAGCCCCCGCUCAGGGCUUCUCUGCAGCGGUGUCGCUCCCUGCCACUCACCCCCAACACCCUCACUGCCUUGGCACUGCUCCUGCCUCAGUCAGUAGCCAUGGGUCAGUCGUCAUCGUCGGUGCGGCUGCGGUCUGGAGGCUCCGGCAGCUGCAGAAGAAGGAGGCUGCUGAGACCUGGGUCAGAGCCGCUCCAGGUCAACAUAUUGAUAAGUGGAGGUUCGGUCGUCAAUGCUGAGGCGGUAUGGGACCACGUGACCAUGGCAGAUCGGGAGCUGGCGUUCAAGGCCGGUGAUGUCAUCAAGGUGCUGGAYGCCUCCAACAAAGACUGGUGGUGGGGCCAGAUUGACGAAGARGAAGGAUGGUUCCCUGCCAGCUUUGUACGGGUGGAACCCCACCCUCCUCAACCCCAAACAAAACAGGUUUUCUAUAUCAACCCCAUAGCAACUCCACGGUUCCAAAACACCACGUCAAAGCUGUGGGUGAACCAGGAGGACGGUGGGGCAGAGCCGGUCGAAGGGACCAGCGAGGUACAGAACGGGCACCUGGAUCCAACCAAUGACUGCCUGUGUCUGGGCUCACCCCUCCAAAACCGGGACCAGAUGAGGGCUAACGUCAUCAAUGAGAUCAUGAGCACAGAGAGACACUAUAUUAAACACCUCAAGGACAUCUGUGAGGGUUACCUGCGCCAGUGUAGGAAGCGUGUGGACAUGUUUAAUGACGACCAGCUGAAGGUUAUCUUUGGAAACAUUGAGGACAUUUACCGCUUCCAGAUGGGUUUCGUUAGAGAUCUGGAGAAACAGUACAACACAGAGGAACCGCACCUCUCUGAAAUCGGGCCAUGCUUUUUAGAACACCAAGAUGGUUUUUGGAUCUACUCUGAAUACUGUAACAACCACUUGGAUGCCUGUAUGGAGCUGAGCAAACUGAUGAGGGACGGCAGGUACCAGCAUUUUUUCGAGGCUUGUCGCCUCCUCCAGCAAAUGAUCGACAUCGCCAUAGAUGGCUUCUUGCUCACGCCGGUUCAGAAAAUCUGCAAAUACCCUCUCCAGCUGGCUGAGCUUCUUAAAUAUACUGCACAGGAACACAGUGACUAUCGAUACGUGGCAGCAGCCUUGGCUGUGAUGCGAAACGUCACUCAACAGAUCAAUGAGAGGAAGAGGAGGUUGGAGAACAUUGACAAGAUCGCCCAGUGGCAAGCAUCGGUUCUCGACUGGGAGGGAGAUGAUAUCUUAGACAGGAGUUCGGAGCUUAUCUACACCGGGGAGUUGUCAUGGAUCUAUCAACCAUACGGACGCAGCCAGCAGCGAGUCUUCUUCCUCUUUGAUCACCAGCUGGUACUUUGUAAGAAGGACCUGAUACGCCGGGACAGCUUGUACUAUAAAGGCCGCAUCGACAUGGAUCGUUACGAGGUUCGGGACGCCAUCGAUGGGCGGGACGACGACUUUAAUGUCAGCGUCAAGAAUGCCUUUAAGUUGUUCAACAAAGACAGCGAGGAGAUCCACAUCUUCCUGGCCAAAAAGCCCGAGGAGAAGAUCCGCUGGCUCAGGGCCUUCCACGAGGAGAGGAAGAUGGUGCAGGAGGAUGAGAAAAUCGGUUUUGAGAUUUCUGAGUACCAGAAGCGACAGGCAGCCCUGACGGUGAGAAAGGUGACCAAACAGAAAGGUGUAAACAGGUGCACGCCCCCCUCAUACCCGCCCCCGCAGGACCCCCUCAGCGCGGGGCAGUAUGAAGUAACGGAGGACAUGGCACAAGGAGAAGUUUUUGAAUUCAGUCAAUCCAAAAGAGGCCAGGCGCCUUUCUGGCAGAAUUUUAGUAGAUUAGCUCCAUUUAAGAAAUAGAGACACCAGACUCUUCUGAAGGACCAGCUAUUUUUCUUAGAAGCACUAAACACUGGAUGAUAUCGUCCCACGAUGAAGAAACUACAGAAACCACACCCCACACACGAGACUUUGAAGUUAAGGACCAAUGUUGUCGCAUCAUUUGAUGGGGAAACACCAAGUGGAGACUUGGAUUUAAACGACAACAACUUUACAAUUCGUAUUUGUUAGUAACGUUCUUAGUUAUCACGCUUCUCCUGCUGACUCAUGAACUCUUUCCCCUGGAAUUCUGCACAUUCAUCUGAAUGUUCUGGAGUUACAUAUUGAGAUUGUCACAUGGUUUGAUUUUGAUUUCAUCAUCUGGACAAAAGGAGGGAAACAAAAAGAAGGGGGAGGCCCUGCCAGGUGGCCUUUUUUUUUUCUUUUUUCUUUUUUAAAUUUUUAUUGUGAGAUUAUGUCUAGAAGCUGAGAUGUGCUGCUAUGUGAGAUCGUUCUGAGGGAUGUGUCAUGUUCAGGAGCUUCUGGGCUUCAGAGGGAAAUCAUCCCAUCSCUGAACACGGACUGAUCGGGCCACUUCUGCUCUGCCGAUGUCUGGAUCGCCCUACUCAUUUUYCCCCCCUCUAACAAUGUGCACAGAAUAUCCCCCUCUCUCUUUCUUUCUUUUAUUUCUAAAGUUGGUGUCAAGUCUUCCCUUUUUCCUCUCCAUCCCCCGCCUCGAUCCAUCCGCUCAGCUUCUGCGGCCCCCCAGAGGAGGAUUUUUCGUUCUCCUGGAAACCUGCCGUUGGCCGUGAUACAACGGGUCAGGGAACAAAUCAAUAGCGGGGACAUCAAUUGAAUAUUUACAUCCGUUCACCCAACCACUCGUGACAGGGUAUCCACAUCCCGCCGACGCUCGGCGCGCUCCGUGCGGAGAGCUGAAACAUCUGGGAGCAGGAGAUAUGCUGGUUCUGCUCCACCUGCUUUUUGUGUCACAGUCCCACCCCCACUCCUCCUCCUCCUCCUCCUCCUCCUCCUCUCGUAGCACUGUGCUGGCAGCUCACCGGGUGUUUUGGAAAGAGCACAGCCUACCUCUAAGAGUGAGCAGUAAAAGUCAAGUUGAUGCAUCGGCCAAGGUCUGAAAAUCAUUUUGGUUAUUUUUUAUGUCUGCUCAAAAUCAAGCAAACAAACAAAGACUCGAUGAUUUUGUAGUGUUCUCACUGUAAAAAAAAAAAAAAA
Molecule: messenger RNA, 5311 nt
Organism: Austrofundulus limnaeus
Lineage: Eukaryota; Metazoa; Chordata; Actinopteri; Cyprinodontiformes; Rivulidae
Product: rho guanine nucleotide exchange factor 9
Exons: 15
Coding region: 311-4117 (1268 amino acids)
Molecular function (GO): protein binding; guanyl-nucleotide exchange factor activity
Source: RefSeq, a predicted model, not a curated record